UAAGAAUGGACCAACCUUCUUCAUUCUCAGAUAGCUCUCAAGGGCCGAUAUUUUAUAACCAAGAGGUGUAUUCUUGUGAGCGUAAGGGAAAGAUUAAAAAGGCACCUUCAAGAUCUCUCAGUCCUCAAACUGUUCAGCCGAAUGCCGAGUACAAAAAUUUAUUCACAAAUCCAACGAUUGAAUCUUCGAUGAUAAGAAACAAGCCUCUAGUUCCAGAACUCAAAGAGAGUUAUGAAAGAAUGUUGCUCUACCUGGAACAACUUUUUAGAGAAAGGUUUGUCAAAGUGAAAGGUGUUGUACAUAAUCUAUUCAACCCCUUUUAUAAAUUGCAUUCUGGUAUGAGCUCAGAAGAGACUAUCAACUCCUAUCUGCUUUCAAAUGAUGAGACUAAAAAGAAUCUUGAAAUCAAGAAGUUCAAAGAAGUAGUAGAAUCUACUCUUGCUGCUGAAAGAGAGUUAUACAUCGAACGUUUAGCUCAUGAAGUCACAAUUCUUAACGAAAAGGUAGUCACUUUAGAGAAAGGCUUCUCCACAGAGAAGGUCAAAGCUUGAGAUGAACUUGAGGUUCAAAAUAAGAAACUUAGACUUCAAAUUAUGAAUCUUAAGAAAAGUACAGAAGAAUUACAGAAUAUCAAUGAGAACACUCUUAAUGAGCUUGAAGAGAAGAAUAAGAUCAUUGAAAAGCUCAAGAAGGAUAACUCUAGUUCCAGUUUUAACCAAGAACACCUAGCUGAGAGACUCCAAAAAGAGAACUCAAUUCUUGCAUCUCAGCUUCGAGAAAUGCAGGAUGAGAUAGCUGAAAAUUGCAAUAUGAGCAGGAUGCAAAUAAAAAGUCUCACUUCCCUCGAGAUGGCUAAUAGUAUGCUAAGUGAUCAAGUUAAGAAUCUCCAGAGUGAACGUGACAAGCUCUUGAAUAUUGUAUCAGAUAAAGAACAGGAUGACAAGGUUGAAAUAAAUAAAUCUCAGCUACAUUCAAAUCUACAAGGAAUAGCCAAAGUUAUGAACAAAAAUGCGAAACUCAAAGAGUCCCUUACUUUAAAAGAGAAGGAAUGUGAAAACUUCCAGAGCGAAGUAUCCAGACUUAGCCAAAUUAUCAGUCUCAAAGACAAAGAAAUUACAGAUAUUUUUACUCAACACCAAGAUCUUCAGACUAGAUUUAGCACAGAACUGACUCAGAAAGACUUGUUCAUUCAGGAGAAGAUAAAAUCAAUAAAACAUAAAAAUUCCAAGAAAAUAGAUAAGCUAAAGACUACUUUUGAAAACAUUCUCAACUCGAAAUUGGGUGAAAUAGAAAAUGAAGCUGUCGGUCAAAUCAGAGAGGCUAAAAUAAAGGAAGAACAAGCGAUGAAGAACCUCCAAGAGAGAUCGGAGUCAAUUAAAUCAGACUUUAUGUCUAUUCAUGAGCAUGAGAAAAUAAUGAAUGAGAAGAUUCAGACUUUCAAUAAACAAAAGGCUAUAGAGGUUGAGACUCUCACUGAGAAGUUUGAGCAAGAGUUUAGACAUCUUAAGGAAACCUUCUCGCUGAAGACCAAUAAUUCUAAGGAUAAGCAUCAGCUUAAAAUUCAAGAAUUAAAUGAAACCAUUGAGAAGCUGAGUAUUGAACUAGACUCACUAAGAGAAAAGGACGUUGAACUCUACCAGAUCAAGAACGAUCUUAGAGAGUCUCAAGAGAGACAGACAACAGCUGAAGAGAAAAUAUAUGAAGCUGAAAAUGAGAUAAAUGAACAACAAAAGAUCAAAGAUGACCAAAUUUCAGCUUUAAAGGAGAAAAACUCAAAAUUAAAGACAAUGAUAAAAGACUUAGCAAAGGCUGGGGAUGACGCUCAAACACUUCUGUCUAAAGAAAUUGAAGUUUUGAAAGGUAAAAUCCGCUCCUUAGAGGACAAGCUCAAGGACGAAAUUCACUAUUCAAAAACCAUGAAGAAGGAAAAACUAUUACAGGAGCAAAAGAACAUUGAGCUUAUACAAAAUUGCCAAGAAAUUGAUCAAAAGUACAAAGAAGCCCUUGAGACCUUGAAGGAACAAAUGGUAGCCAAAUCAAAAGAAGAUGAAGCUAUCUUUAAGAAAGUCCUUGAUGAGAAAGUGGCAAAGAGCAAACUAUGCGAGGAUACGGCUAAAGAGCUCCAAAGGCUGCAUGAACUGUACACUAACCAAAAAAGUGAAUGCGAAAAUUUGAAAAUUUCCUUAAAGGAUAAAAACAGAGUGGUCGAUCAAAAAGUCCAAAAGAUGCACAGCCUCUCUGAAGCCCUCAAUGCAUCACAGAGAUCACUUGAGUUGCAUAAAAAGGAAGCUAAGAAUAAGAGAUCGAGGCUUCAGAAUGCAUUCAAAUCUGCAUUCUCAACUCUAAGAGCUGAGAUUGCAGCAAUAAAGUCUAACAUGAGAGGGGAGAUUGACACUUUACAAAAGUUAAUGAAGAACAGCAUGGAUGGGGUUAUUAUUAAAUAUAACGAGUCAUUGCUGAAAGUCACUACUGCACAUUCGUUAGAAAACCAAGAGCAACAACAGAAGUUCCAAGAGAGAGUUCUACAAGUGAAGCUUGCAGCUAAAGAGGAAGUAAAUGCUCUUGAGAAACAGAUCACAGAGAUUAAUUAUCAGCACAAAGAGGAUAUAAAUGAGCUUGAAAACCAACAUAAGAUUGCGCUUGAAAACCUUAAAAGACAUUAUAACGAUAAGUUCUCUCUUCAAGAGAAAAGUAUCGAGAAUUAUAAGCAAGAAGUUAAGAAAGAUUUUGAAAAUAAGAAAAGCCAAAAUGAUACUGUGCUAACCCGAAAUGUGCUUCAAGAAAUCAGAAGGUUUGAGUCUAAUAUGCAGACAAAGUCAUCUGAGAAACCUCUGACCCUUAGCCAGCUAAAGCCUGAAAGAUUGACUUCAUCAACAUCUAAUCUUAGAAAAAUAGAGCAAAUUUCAAAAAAACUUGAUUCCAAGAUUCAAGACUUGAAGUAUGAUAGUUUUAACUGCCUGAGCAGCUCUUGUUCAAAGUUUUCACCAAAAAGAGCUACCUUUGGGAAUACGAAGGCUACUCUUGGCUUCAUGUCAAACCCGCAUCUUUCCAAGAUUUCCUGUGACAAAGAGAAUCAUUUAAAUAAUUUUGAAUAA
Messenger RNA from Moneuplotes crassus, 3095 nucleotides. The record is from the annotation of a GenBank genome assembly. Lineage: Eukaryota; Ciliophora; Spirotrichea; Euplotida; Euplotidae.